Messenger RNA from Lasiosphaeria miniovina, 822 nucleotides. RefSeq lists its product as uncharacterized. The record is from RefSeq and is a predicted model, not a curated record. Bases 266 to 787 code for a protein of 173 amino acids. The transcript has a single exon. NCBI's taxonomy places the organism in Eukaryota, Fungi, Ascomycota, Sordariomycetes, Sordariales, Lasiosphaeriaceae.
GCGCUCGACGACUCCUCAAAUCGCCCCCCCCCCCCCCCCCCCCCCCCGGGACCAGAGGUGCAAUUUCAAGUCUCAUAUCUGAGUUUUUUGUACGAGACAUUCGGCUCAUGUCACUGGAAUCCCCGGUUUUCAAGCGGUCCUGCGUCUCUUGUGGGCGGUUGACCCCAAAAUUCCGACGAGACAAGGUGCUUUGAAGCAGGCUUGCUGGGCCUUGACUUUUCUUGGUCUUGAAGCGAAAGCUGCCCCGGUUGGUGUGCCGUCAUCCAUGGUCAACUUGGGCUUGGACAUUGAAUCUCACUUGGCUAGUUUCAAGUCCUUCAGGAGGCUAGCUUAUCGCAAUGCUGACAUGGCCGAGCCGUGGAUGGAGGAGGCAUGUCGACUACGAGGCAGCGAACUUGCUCGAGCAGACCGGCUCAGAGGCUUGAGCGUCCGUGUUGCCGAUCGAGUACGCGUUUUUGAGCUGUCGACCGGCUUCGUUGGUUUGGUGCCCUUGGCCAUGGAAGCAGGGGAUAUUGCCUGCGUACUUUACGGCUACGGUAUGCCGGUCAUUUUGAGGCCCGCUAAUGACCACUAUCGGUGCGUGCUAUAUCGUGGACCUGAGAAGCGAGGCUGGCUUAAAGUUGAUCGAAGAGCGCGUGGCGGAUGUGGAGCGGUUCGAGCUGCGGUAUCACGAACCUCGCCACGCAGCUCCUCCGUGACAAUCUCACUCUUUGGACAUCUUCGAACAACGAUGAGCCGCAGCUUCAGGCUGGGGGUGCAGAAAAGGAGGUUGCGGCAGAGGGCAUAAAUGAUUGAUACGGACAAGGCCGAGUUAGAUGUGGC